CAGGCCCUGGACGGCCUGCGGUGGGGGACGCAGGCGAGCCCUUGGGGUCCUGGGGAUGGCCCCGCCAGGGAAGGGUGCUGCUCUCCCUGGCCUCCAUCUCCACCUGGGCUCCAAGGUGAGAGGGCCCUGAAGGCAGAUGGUAGUCAGCCACUCUUGACCUGGACAGAGCUUUGGGGGGCCUGGGCCACCCGCUGAUGCAGCCCCUUGAGGGGGCCCCCUGCUGGCAGCCCCUCCGGUUUCUUGCUGGGCUCCUGUUCUCUUCCCCAGGGAGUGUCCCACAUCAGGGGUCCUUGGUCCCUCGCUCGCCCAUGCACCCCCCAUCCUGGCACGCAGGCAGCCUCCCCAGGUUCAGUCAUUCUCUGCUUGGCCCUGACAGGGACCCCCCAGGUGGCAGUUCUCUGGGUUCCAGGCCCCCCGACACAGACCCAGCCCCCUCCCUGCAUGACUUCCUGGCCUGGACCCCAAAGCAGUGUGACCUAUGUCCCGGGACGCCCGAGUCUGAGCAGUUUCUGGGCCAUGGAACAGUCCCAGGCAAACUGGGAUGUGGUGUCUCCCUACCCCAGGCCACCUGGCUGUCUCUCUGCUGGCAGCAAGGUCCCCGGGCUGGGCCUGGGGCCCCAGCCGCUGCAGACCCCCCCGCGAGGCCGUGUGCAACUUUGUGUGUGACUGCAGGGGCUGCCCCGACGAGGCCCAGUGCGGUUACCACGGGGCCUCACCCACCCUGGGCGCCCCCUUCGCCUGCGACUUCGAGCAGGACUCCUGUGGCUGGCGGGACAUAAGCACCUCGGGCUACAGCUGGCUCCGAGACCGGGCAGGGGCCACGCCGGAGGGUCCAGGGCCACGCUCGGACCACACUCUGGGCACUGACCUCGGCUGGUACGCGGCUGCUGGCACACACCGUGGGAGAGAGGUGGCCACCGCAGCCCUGCGCUCCCCAACCCUGCGUGAGGCAGCCCCCUCCUGUGAGCUGAGCCUCUGGUACCACGUGGCCUCUGGAGGUGUGGCCGAGCUGCGGCUGGAGCUGACCCACGGUGUGGAGACACUGACCCUGUGGCGGAGCUCGGGGCCCUGGGUCCCAGGCUGGCAGGAGUUGGUGGUGCCCACCGGCCGCAUCCAGGGUGACUUCAGGGUGACCUUCUCUGCCACCCGAAACGCCACCCGCAGGGGUGCUGUGGCCUUGGACGACGUGGCCUUCUGGAGCUGUGGGUUGCCCACCCCGCAGGCGCACUGCCCCCUUGGGCAUCACCAUUGCCAGAACAAGGCCUGCGUGGAGCCCCACCAGCUGUGCGACGGGGAGGACAACUGCGGCGACGGUUCAGAUGAAGACACGCCCACCUGCAACCACCACACGGCCACCGAUUUUGAGAGGGGCCUGGGCCUGUGGAACCGCUCAGAGGGCUGGGCCCGGAACCACAGCGCGGGCGGCCCGCAGCACCCCGCCUGGCCGCACCGUGACCACAGCCGGAACAGCGCGCAGGGUGAGGCCCCCCGAGGACCCCGGCCGCCACCCGGGCCACGCUCGGCCACAGCACCCCUGCCAGCCCGGCUCACGCCUGCUGUCUCCCCAGGCUCCUUCCUGGUGGCCGUGGCAGAGCCCAGCGCCCCAGCCAUCCUCUCCAGCCCCGAGUUCCAGGCCUCGGCCCCCGAGAAGUGCUCGCUCACCUUCUAUCACUACCUGCACGGGUCCGAGGCCGGCUGCCUCCAGGUGUUCCUGCAGACGCGGAGCGCUGGCGCCCCCCAGGCCGCUGUCCUGCUGCGCAGGCGCCACGGGGAACUGGGGGCCGCCUGGGUCCGAGACCGCAUUGACAUCCAGAGCAAGCACCCCUUUCGGAUCCUCCUGGCCGGGCAGACGGGCCCGGGGGGCGUCGUGGGCCUGGAUGACCUCAUCCUGUCUGACCACUGCAAACCAGUCCCAGAGGUGGCUGGCCCACCUCCUGGGCUCUGGGCUCCAGGUCCCCGGUCCCAGCUGUCCAGCCUGCAGCCCUGGAAUUUCUGCGAGCCCGGACAUCUCUUGUGUGGGGAGCUGUGUGUCCCCCCGGAGCAGCUGUGUGACUUCCAGCAGCAGUGCCCUGGGGGCGAGGACGAGCAGGAAUGCGGUAAGAGGCGGAGCUGGGUGCGGGGAGCCCUCACCUCCCUUCCCCCAGACCAGCCCCGCUCGCAGUGGUGGGCGGGACCGUUCACACCGGCUGCCAUUGCAGGCACCACGGACUUCGAGUCCCCCUCGGCCGGGGGCUGGGAGGAUGCCAGUGUGGGGCGGCUGCAGUGGGUGCGUCUCCCGGCCCAGGACAGCGGGAGCCCUGGCAUGGACGCCAGCGGGGCCGCUGGGCACUUCCUGUCCGUGCAGAGGGCCUGGGGGCAGCUGGCAGAGCAGGCCCGCGUCCUCACACCCACCCUGGGCCCCUCUGGCCCCCGCUGUGAACUCCACAUGGCUUACUAUUUUCAGAGUCACCCCCAAGAGAUCUCCUGUAACUUUGAGCGGGGCACCUGCGGCUGGCACACUGGCCACCUCACCGAUGCCCACUGGCACCGAGUCGAGAGCCGUGGCCUUGGGUACGACCACACCACAGGCCAAGGCCACUUCAUGCUCCUAGACCCCACGGAACCCCCAGCCCAGGGCCCCGGUGCUCACCUGCUCACCUGGCCCCAGUCACCCGCGGCCGCUCAGGAGUGCCUCUCCUUCUGGUACCACCUCUAUGGGCCCCAGAUCGGUGAGACCCCCUGCUGGGCGGGGCCGCGGUGGAGGCCCACGGGGGGCUCGAGUUCUGUCUCUGGGCCCGUCGGGGCUCUAGGAGGGAUGAGAGGCAGGAGUCGGGGUCUUGUCCCCUCCAAACCCUGCCUCCCCCUAGGGACUCUGCGCCUGGCAAUGAGGCGAGAAGGGGAGAGAGAAAGGCACCUGUGGUCGCGGUCUGGCACCCACGGCAACCGCUGGCAUGAGGCCUGGGCCACCCUCCACCACCCGCAGGACUCCAGCGCCAAGUACCAACUGCUGUUCGAGGGCCUCCGGGACGGGUACCACGGCACCAUGGCGCUGGACGACGUGACUGUGCGGCCCGGGCCCUGCUGGGCCCCCAAGCGCUGCUCCUUCGAGGACUCGGCCUGCGGCUUCUCCACUGGGGGCCGGGGCCUCUGGACACGCCAGACCAAUGCCACGGGCCAGGCGGCCCUGGGCCCCCCUGCAGACCACACCACAGAGACGGCUCAGGGGCACUACAUGGUGGUGGACAUGAGCCCGCAGGCCCUGCCCCGUGGCCACGUGGCUUCCCUGAUUUCAGAGGAGCACAGGCCCCUGGCCCAGGCCGCCUGCCUGACCUUCUGGUACCACCUGAGCCUCCGCAACCCAGGCACGCUGAGGGUCCACGUGGAGGAGGCUGAGAGGAGGCAGGUGCUCAGCAUCGGCACCGAUGGAGGGUUUGCCUGGCGCCUGGGCAGCGUGGACUUGCAGGCCGAACGGGCCUGGAGGGUGGUGUUUGAGGCCGUGGCUGCCGGCGUGGAGCGCUCCUACAUCGCGCUGGACGACCUGCUCCUCCAGGACGGGCCCUGCCCUCGGCCAGCUUCCUGUGACUUUGAGGCUGGUCUGUGUGGCUGGAACCAUCUGCCCUGGCCUGGCCUGGGCGGGUACAGCUGGGACUGGAGCAGUGGAGCCGCGCCCUCCCGCUACCCCCAGCCGCCUGUGGACCACACCCUGGGCACAGAGGCAGGUGGGUCUGAGUCAGGAAGGGACCCCAGCGCCAUACACACCCCCGGCCACACACCUCACUCACCCCAGUCCGGGCCAACCGGCCAGCCCAGCCAGGCCCCCCCCCAGGGUCAGAGGCCAAAGGUCAGGGGGGCCUGGCUCCAUCCGGUCCACGGGGCACCGUGCCCUCUCUCGUUGCCAGGCCACUUUGCUCUCUUCGAAACGGGCGUGCUGGGCCCGGGGGGCCGAGCGGCCUGGCUGCGCAGCCAGCCACUGCCCGCCACCGAGGCCUCCUGCCUCCGCUUCUGGUACCACAUGGGCUUUCCUGAGCAUUUCUACAAGGGUGAGCUGAGGGUGCUCCUGAGCAGCGCCCGGGGUCAGCUGGCCGUGUGGGGCGCGGGCGGGCGCCUGCGGCACCAGUGGCUGGAAGGCCAGGUGGAAGUGGCCAGCGCCGAGGAGUUCCAGGUGAGGCCGGACCGCCCAGAGCCGGGGGACCUCAGGGGGCUCAGGAGCUCAGGAGGGGCCAUCCUCCUCCUCGGGCCCACCCAGCCUCUUCUCCCUCCCGGUCAGAUCGUGUUUGAAGCCACUCUGGGCGGCCAGCCAGCCCUGGGGCCCAUUGCCCUGGAUGACGUUGAGUACCUGGCCGGGCAACGUUGCCAGCUGCCUACACCCAGCCAGGGAGACACAGCAGUGGCCACGUCGGUGCCAGCGGUGGUUGGUGGCACCCUCCUCCUCCUCAUGCUGCUGGUGUUGCUUGGACUUGCGGGAUGGCGCUGGCUGCAGAACAGGGGGGGCUGCCCCUUCUGGGGGGAGACGGACACCGUGGCCCCCAGCUUUGACAACAUUCUCUUCAACGCGGUAGGAGCCCUGGGGGGGGUGGCGGGCAGGAGCCCCUGA
Aethalodelphis obliquidens (Pacific white-sided dolphin) is the source of this 4573-nucleotide messenger RNA. RefSeq names its product MAM domain containing 4 (gene MAMDC4). Gene Ontology annotation, molecular function: protein binding. Bases 542 to 4573 code for a protein of 1343 amino acids. The record is from RefSeq and is a predicted model, not a curated record. The transcript has 20 exons. NCBI's taxonomy places the organism in Eukaryota, Metazoa, Chordata, Mammalia, Artiodactyla, Delphinidae. Gene Ontology annotation, cellular component: membrane.